This is a messenger RNA of Heterocephalus glaber (naked mole-rat), 1827 nucleotides long. Its product is annotated as torsin-1A-interacting protein 1-like. Gene Ontology annotation, cellular component: nuclear membrane. NCBI's taxonomy places the organism in Eukaryota, Metazoa, Chordata, Mammalia, Rodentia, Bathyergidae. Gene Ontology annotation, molecular function: ATPase activator activity. The record is from RefSeq and is a predicted model, not a curated record. Gene Ontology annotation, biological process: nuclear membrane organization.
AUGAUCGAAGAUGACACAUCUGAUUAUUUUAGGAGAAAUAACUUAUAUGGAGAGUCACAGGUGGUUUUGGCUGAGAUCCUAAAUCCAGAGCUUCUUAAGAAUAGGAAUUAUCAAGAUGGUGGCGGUGGUGACGCCCUUGCAUGUGGAACCCCUCCAUCAUGGCAGGGCCUGCGGGAAGUGAAGUUCUCAGAGGAACCCCCAGAAGUUUACGGUGACUUGGAAUCCCAGAAGGCCAAAGAAAGGUCUACGGUGGGAAGAGAAACCCAGCCAGAAGAGUUUCAGCCAGAUUCUGCAAAAGAGGAAGGGAGAGAAAGUGCCUACUACCUUCGGUCUCGACCCCAAGCAGUCGAAGAGAUGAACACGCGAAGGACUGCCCACCUUCUGCAACCACACGCACAGCAGCCUCCGCUAGAGCCGUCACAGGUUACGAGCCAGAGAGGGUUGCGGGGCUCUCUAGCCUCUGAAGAAGAUGAACCAUCUUUUCAAACUGUUACAAACCAAGCAGUCUCAAAGAAAUCUGUCAGAACACAAGAAGCUGCAGUGACCAGUGAAGAUCCUGUAAUUAGCCUUUGUAGACCCCCUCUGAGAAGCACAAGAUCUGAUUCAGCAAACAGAACAAAUGAAAAUACUAAGAUGAAUGAAUUAGAAGCCUCCAGGGUCGAACAGAAGGUCAAUUUCUCUGAAGAAGGAGAAACUGAAGAUGACAACCAAGGCGGUUCUUACAGUGAUAGCACUACUAUUAAGGUCAGAUCUGGGGAUUCUGUUGAAUCUGGAGAUCAAACCACUAGAUCAUCUGGUCAAUGUCCAGAAUCAAUUCGGAGAUUACCCCAAAGUCUUGACUCCACAGCUCGUAAUAAGCAAUCUUCAGUGCUGAGCUCAGGAUAUCAAAAAACCCCUCAGGAAUGGUUUGAACAACAAAUAACAAUGAGAACUAGAAUGCAAAGUGACAACAUUCAGAUGUCAGAGCUUGGAAACCAGUCUCCAUCCCUCUCCAGCCAACAAGUAGCUGAACAGCCCCAAAAUGAAUAUUUUUUCAAGAAGAAAUGGUUUUUGUGCCUACUUGUUGUAAUAAGUGUUCUUGUCUUUUGGAAUUUUUCUUUUAUUCAUACGCCUGGGGUAGAAACUGCUGCUGUUAAAAUGUUCCAGAACCAGAUGAAACAACUUAGAAAUAAGUACCAAGGUCAAGAUGAGAAGCUGUGGGAAAGAAGCCUAACAUUUCUUCAGAAACAUCUUAAUAGAUCCCAUCCACAGCCUCAGCCUGCUGUCUUACUGCUCACUGCUGCCCAAGAAGCUGAGGAAGCACUUAAGUGUCUGAGUGAACAAAUUGCUGAUGCCUAUUCUUCCUUUCGGAGUGUCCGUGCCAUCCGGAUUGAUGGGACAAGCAAAGCUGCUCAAGACAGUGAUGGUAUCCAACUGGAGGUACAUCUGGAAUUGAGCAAUGGUUUCACAAAUGGCCAGAAUGCAGCUGUGGUGCACUGCCUUGAAUCACUGCCUGUAGGCUCUACUUUAAUUUUUGAUAAAUAUUGUGAUUAUGAAAAUGCAGCCUUCAAAGAUGUAGCCUUAGUCUUGACUGUCCUAUUGGAGGAGAAAACCCUUGGAACCAGUCUAGGCCUAAAGGAAAUUGAAGAAAAAGUGAGAGAUUUCCUCAAAGUUAAAUUUACCAGCUCCAGCAACCCGAGGUCCUAUAAUCAUAUGGACCCAGACAAAUUUAAUGGGCUUUGGAGCCAUGUAUCUCACUUUGUCCUGCCUGUACAGCCUGAAAAUGCUCUGAAAAGGGGCAUCUUCUUGUUAGGGAUGAAAGAAGGAAAAAUCAUGCCUCAAAUCUAA